This is a messenger RNA of Carassius carassius (crucian carp), 2184 nucleotides long. It is a transcript of the gene gal3st2, whose product is annotated as galactose-3-O-sulfotransferase 2. The transcript is spliced from 4 exons. The coding region runs from base 137 to 2083 and encodes 648 amino acids. Lineage: Eukaryota; Metazoa; Chordata; Actinopteri; Cypriniformes; Cyprinidae. Gene Ontology annotation, cellular component: membrane. Gene Ontology annotation, molecular function: galactosylceramide sulfotransferase activity. Gene Ontology annotation, biological process: glycolipid biosynthetic process. The record is from RefSeq and is a predicted model, not a curated record.
GGGAGGAGUCCCACCGGUGGACCUGAGGGACGGAUCGCGGUGUUUCACGAGUUCGGUGGAGCGUUUGUCGACUCCGAAGGUACAAGGUCUGGUGGGGGGCUAACCGGGGGUGUCGGCUCCGGUACAAGCGAGCGACAUGCUCCCGCCUCAGAGAAUCGCGGGCCGAGAGCGGAGAGCCUUUCACUGGCGGUCCGCUUCACCGUGGACCACGUGCGUGAGAGUGGCGUGUUGCAGUCGCCUGCGCUUCAUGUGGUUCGCUCUGAUGGUGCUGACAGUCCUCUGCGUGGCACUGCAGAUGCUGGGAGUCGUCCGACAGGCCAGGAGCGCCAAGGUUUUGAAAAUUGUGAGUGAGCAGCUGGUCAGAAUGCCUCCAGAGAUCCACAGGCCAAUAAAGCACAAUGACUGGGAAAACCUUUGGUCUGUUUCAGCAGCCAUUGCCGAGGAACCAGCGGACCAGCAUCCUUUCAUACAGAGAAGAGAUGAAAGCGAAAACCCUCGUUCAGAAGAGAGAAGUGAAGAUGUCUUGGAGGAUAAAAUAAAAAAGCUUACUAGCACCACCAAAGCAGCUCCACCAAUAGAGGCGAAUAAACUCUGGCUUGGCCAAGAAUUUCCAAACCAGCCACAGAGGCCAGCUUUCCCCAGAAGGGCCCCAGAAAUAAAAAUAACACCAUACUCUGAUGACAAUAAAUACACAGUAAAAUCACAAGUUGACAACACUGUCACGUGUCAGCCCAAAAACCACGUUGUCUUCCUCAAGACGCACAAGACUGCUAGCAGCACCAUACUAAAUAUUCUCUAUCGUUAUGGGGAAAGCCAUAAUCUGACCUUUGCCUUGCCGCUGAACAUGCACAGCCAGUUAUUUUACCCAGCAUUCUUUGCAGCACACUUUGUGGAGGGUGUCAGGACUCGCAGUGUGAAGGAGUUCCACAUCCUGUGCAAUCAUAUGAGAUUUAGCUCACAAGAGGUGAGGAAAGUGAUGCCGAAAGACACAUUCUACUUUUCCAUUCUUCGGAAUCCAGUGGCAAUGAUGGAAUCCCUGUUUGUUUACUACAAAGCGAUCCCAGCUUUCCGUGCUGUCAAAAGCCUUGAGGACUUUCUGAUCCAGGGUGGGCGGAGCUACAACGCCUCUCUGCCUAAUAACCACUAUGCACGUAACAUUUUGACCUUUGACUUUGGUCUGGAUAAUACAGCACCUGAGAACGACACUGAGCUGGACAGACGUAGCGCUGAGGUCAUCGCUGCCAUUGAACGUGACUUUCCGCUAAUCCUCAUCUCGGAGUAUUUCGAUGAAUCGCUGGUGCUUUUAAAACACGCCCUCUGCUGGACACUGGAUGAUGUUUCAUCUUUCCGCCUCAAUAGUCGCAGUGAACGCUCGCGCAGGCCCUUAAGCGCAGAGACCACAGAGCGGGUAAAAGAGUGGAAUUCACUAGACUGGCGAUUGUACCAGCACUUUAAUAACACUUUCUGGAAACGCAUAUACUCCACACUCGGGCGGGCGAAGCUCCAACAGGAAGUUGAACUUCUGAGGGCAAAGAGGAGGAAUCUUGAGCAAAUGUGUCUUCAGGAAGGAGGGGCAGUAGAUCCUGCGCAGGUCCAGGAUUCAUCACUGAAGCCAUUUCAGUAUGGUGCAGCAGUUAUUCAAGGUUAUAACCUCCGACUGGAGUUAAAUAAUGACACACGUCAGCUUUGUCAGAGGUUGAUUACACCUGAACUACAGUACACCUCAGCUUUGUACACCAAACAGUUUCCUCAGCUGGUAGCCGCGCGUGCCACUGCUGCAAAAAAGAUUGCGGCUUCCAGAAACACUGCAACGCACAGAGCUGUUAAGCGCAAUAUUGAGACAAAUGUUCACACAGCAAUGCCGAACAAUACCUCACAUAACAAUACAAAUAAAGCCAUUGUGGAUGAACAUAGCUUGCACAUUUUAGCUUACUCUGUUGUUCAUAAUGAGAGGCAAAACAAUUUUGAUGUAACAAGACACUAUAAAGAAAUAAAAAGAAACUCACAUAAACAUACCGCGCGAAAACACUUUAUAAACUCAAACAUACAUAAGGAACCACAAGAACCUGGUUUACUGAGAUGAAUUCAUCAAACAGAACUCAUAACAGAAAUAAUAACCUAAGGAGCAGUCAGUGAUUAAAAGAUUUGAUUGUGCAAAAAAUCUCUGCUGUCCAACGUAAAUAG